AUGAAAUUGUCACGGUUCUCGCCGCAUCAAACAGACACAAAUGUGGCUGUUUGCUAAUCUCAGGACAAAAUAGCCGAUUUGGAAAAAUUCUCAAACAUGUUAGUCACUGAAUUGCUACCUUAGCUGAUUUUUGUAAUUUGGUUUUCAAUUCUCUGUGGUGAAUAAACUCUUCACAAAUAUUCACUAAGCCAAGAAUUGUGGAGAAAUGGCAAUUACAUUAAACUGAAAACGUUAAGCCAAAAAAGCCAAGUUUAAAAAAAAGAAAGAAAAGAAUUAACUUAUUUUAGUGUCAAUCAUCAUAUCCAUUUCGAGCAAUAAUCUCCGUUAUCACCAGUAACUUCCAGCGAGCUGAGAGGCCUCACACACUAUAUCCACUUCGAGCAAUAAUCUCCGUUAUCACCAGUAACUUCCAGCGAGCGGAGAGGCCUAACACACUAUAUCCACUUCGAGCAAUAACCUCCAUUAUCACCAGUAACUUCCAGUCGACCUCACACACUAUAUCCACCGAGCAAUAACCUCCGUUAUCACCAGUAACACCAGCGAGCGGAGAGGCCUAACACACUAUAUCCACUUCGAGCAAUAACCUCCAUUAUCACCAGUAACUUCGAGCAGAGGCCUCACACACUAUAUCCACCGAGCAAUAAUCUCCGUUAUCACCAGUAACUUCCAGCGUAGCGGAGAGGCCUAACACACUAUAUCCACUUCGAGCAAUAACCUCCAUUAUCACCAGUAACUUCCAGCGAGCGGAGAGGCCUAACACACUAUAUCCACUUCGAGCAAUAACAUCCAUUAUCACCAGUAACUUCCAGCCACCUGAGAGGCCUCACACACUAUAUCCACUUCGAGCAAUAACCUUCAUUAUCACCAGUAACUUCCAGCGAGCUGAGAGGCCUCACACACUAUAUCCACUUCGAGCAAUAAUCUCCGUUAUCACCAGUAACUUCCAGCGAGCGGAGAGGCCUAACACACUAUAUCCACUUCGAGCAAUAACCUCCAUUAUCACCAGUAACUUCCAGAGAGCGGAGAGGCCUCACACACUAUAUCCACUUCGAGCAAUAAUCUCCGUUAUCACCAGUAACUUCCAGCGAGCGGAGAGGCCUAACACACUAUAUCCACUUCGAGCAAUAACCUCCAUUAUCACCAGUAACUUCCAGCGAGCAGAGAGGCCUCACACACUAUAUCCACUUCGAGCAAUAAUCUCCGUUAUCACCAGUAACUUCCAGCGAGCGGAGAGGCCUCACACACUAUAUCCACUUCGAGCAAUAACCUCCAUUAUCACCAGUAACUUCCAGCGAGCGGAGAGGCCUAACACACUAUAUCCACUUCGAGCAAUAACCUCCAUUAUCACCAGUAACUUCCAGCGAGCGGAGAGGCCUAACACACUAUAUCCACUUCGAGCAAUAACAUCCAUUAUCACCAGUAACUUCCAGCCACCUGAGAGGCCUCACACACUAUAUCCACUUCGAGCAAUAACCUUCAUUAUCACCAGUAACUUCCAGCGAGCUGAGAGGCCUCACACACUAUAUCCACUUCGAGCAAUAACCUUCAUUAUCACCAGUAACUUCCAGCCACCUGAAAGGCCUCACACACUAUAUCCACUUCGAGCAAUAACCUUCAUUAUCACCAGUAACUUCCAGCGAGCGGAGAGACCUCACACACUAUAUCCACUUCGAGCAAUAACCUCCAUUAUCACCAGUAACUUCCAGCGAGCGGAGAGGCCUAACACACUAUAUCCACUUCGAGCAAUAACCUUCAUUAUCACCAGUAACUUCCAGCCACCUGAAAGGCCUCACACACUAUAUCCACUUCGAGCAAUAACCUCCAUUAUCACCAGUAACUUCCAGCGAGCGGAGAGGCCUAACACACUAUAUCCACUUCGAGCAAUAACCUCCAUUAUCACCAGUAACUUCCAGCGAGCGGAGAGGCCUCACACAGUAUAUCCACUUCGAGCAAUAACAUCCAUUAUCAUCAGUAACUUCCAGCGAGCUGAGAGGCCUCACACACUAUAUCCACUUCGAGCAAUAACCUCCAUUAUCACCAGUAACUUCCAGCGAGCGGAGAGGCCUCACACACUAUAUCCACUUCGAGCAAUAACAUCCAUUAUCACCAGUAACUUCCAGCGAGCUGAGAGGCCUCACACACUAUAUCCACUUCGAGCAAUAACAUCCAUUAUCACCAGUAACUUCCAGCGAGCGGAGAGGCCGCACACACUAUAUCCACUUCGAGCAAUAAUCUCCGUUAUCACCAGUAACUUCCAGCGAGCUGGGAGGCCUCACACACUAUAUCCACUUCGAGCAAUAACAUUAAUUUGUGUACUAUGCAUGAUACAUUGUAAAUGUUAA
Messenger RNA from Pelobates cultripes (western spadefoot toad), 2342 nucleotides. The record is from the annotation of a GenBank genome assembly. Lineage: Eukaryota; Metazoa; Chordata; Amphibia; Anura; Pelobatidae.